This is a messenger RNA of Microplitis mediator, 2229 nucleotides long. RefSeq names its product SUMO-activating enzyme subunit 2 (gene Uba2). The coding region runs from base 24 to 2033 and encodes 669 amino acids. The record is from RefSeq and is a predicted model, not a curated record. Gene Ontology annotation, molecular function: SUMO activating enzyme activity. Gene Ontology annotation, biological process: protein sumoylation. Gene Ontology annotation, cellular component: cytoplasm; SUMO activating enzyme complex. Lineage: Eukaryota; Metazoa; Arthropoda; Insecta; Hymenoptera; Braconidae. The transcript has 3 exons.
UCAGUAAAUCAGUAGCUACAAAAAUGGCGGCGACUAUUGAUGGUGUGUUUAAUCCUGAGCUUCAAACAGCUAUUUUAAAAAGCAAAGUAUUAGUUGUUGGUGCCGGUGGGAUUGGUUGUGAAAUCCUAAAAAAUCUUGUUAUGACUGGAUUCCAUGAUAUCGAAAUAAUUGAUCUCGAUACAAUUGACGUAAGCAAUCUCAAUCGCCAGUUUUUAUUUCAAAAACAACAUGUUGGUAAAUCAAAAUCAGCAGUAGCACGUGAAACUGCAUUAACAUUUAAUUCUGAUGCUAAAAUAACUGCUUAUCAUGACAGUAUUACCUCAUCUGAUUAUGGAUUGAAUUUUUUCAAGAAAUUUGAUGUAGUAAUGGGAGCUUUAGACAACAGAGCAGCAAGAAAUCACGUUAAUCGCAUGUGUUUAGCUGCUGAUGUACCGCUAAUUGAGUCAGGAACUGCUGGAUACAAUGGUCAAGUUGAGCUGAUUAAAAAAGGACUGAGUCAGUGCUACGAAUGCUUCCCAAAACCUCCACAAAAAACAUUUCCCGGAUGUACAAUUCGUAACACUCCUAGCGAGCCUAUUCACUGUAUAGUCUGGUCGAAGCAUUUAUUCAAUCAAUUAUUUGGUGAAGAAGAUCCUGAUCAAGAUGUAUCGCCAGACACAGCAGAUCCCGAGGCUGCUGGUGAUAAAGCCGGCGAAGAAGCUUUAAAUUCAGAUGCUAAUGACAAAGGAAAUGUCGUACGUGUGUCAACACGACUGUGGGCGCACGCAAACGGAUACGAUCCGGAAAAACUUUUCGCUAAAUUGUUUCACGAUGACAUCAAGUAUCUUCUGAGUAUGGACAAUUUGUGGAAGAAGAGGACACCUCCAACUCCUCUUGACUGGAAAAAUUUACCUGACGAAGUUGCCGGUUGUAGCAAAGACACCGACGAAGGGUUGAAAGACCAGCAGCGAUGGAGUAUCGCUAAAUGCGCGCUUAUAUUCGCAAAGGCAGUAGAUAAUUUGAAAACUAAACUCGAGGAACUGCGCAAAAAGUCACCGAGCGAUCAUUUAGUUUGGGACAAAGACGACCAAGAUGCCAUGGACUUUGUGGCUGCCUGUGCAAAUAUACGCGCUUAUAUAUUUGGUAUUGCGCAGAAAUCACGCUUUGAUAUUAAAUCAAUGGCUGGUAAUAUCAUACCAGCAAUCGCUACGACAAAUGCCAUCAUUGCUGGUGUCGUUGUUUUACAUGCAUUCCGUAUUUUAUCUGGAAACUUGAAAGCCUGUAAAUCUGUUUAUCUGAGACCGCGCCCAAAUCAUCGUAAUCAAUUUUUAGUACCCGAGAGAGAUGUAAAUCCUCCAAAUCCAAAGUGUUACGUUUGUGCGCCAACACCUACAGCUGUUUUAGCAAUCGAUACUACUAAGAUGACAAUUGCUGAGCUAAAUGAUUUGGUAUUAAAAGACAGAUUGAAUAUGAUUGCGCCUGAUGUUAUGAUUGAUGGGUUGGGUAGAAUAAUAAUCAGUAGUGAAGAAGGUGAAACAGAGGAAAAUAAUGACAAAAUACUUGAAGAACUUGGUGUCAAAAAUGGUUCAAUACUUAAAGUUGAUGAUUUCCAGCAGAAUUAUUCAUUAACUGUCAAUAUUGUCCAUCGUGACAAACCCACAGUACGCGGAGAGAGUCCAGAUUUUUUGGUUGUCGCUGAUGAGCAGGAUCUCAAACCAAAAGAAGAGGAACAAACUAAAAAAGACAACCAAACACCAUCGACUUCCAAUGGCCAGGUCACUGAUGUCGAGGACAAUGAUCUGCUGGAGAUCGUUCCAGACGAUGACGAUGACCUGAUGGAAGUUGUUGAUGAAGAUGACGUGGCUGCCAAGAAACGAAAAACAGCAUCGUCACCUGGACGGGAAAUUCCGUCGCCGAAAAAACGAAAAACUGAACGGUCAGUUUCUGAUGAUUUGGAUGAUUGCUGUGUUAUUGAGGACACUAACGAAGUUACCUGCAUUCAACAAAAAUCAAGUCCACAUAAAAAUAGCCCGCAGAAGAGAGUUCACAGCUAGACUGUAUUGAUUUAUUAUUUUUAUAAUUUGUGGGAUGAUAAUUCAUUUUCUGCAUUGAAAAAUAUCUAUUUAACUCUUUAUUAAAUGAGUUGAUAACUGAUUAAGUAAUUGGUUAUUAGUUACUAUUUAUUUAAGUAAUUAAUGAUUAAAAAAAAAAAAAAAAACAAUUUUGUCUACCAUUGUAAUUGCAGUUAAA